AAAAGGAAGAGCUUUUGGCAUCCAGGUAGAGAGAGACAGAGAGACAAGCUGACCGGAGAAGAAGAAGUCGAACUUUUGUCUGAAAAAAAGAAAAUGGAUGGGAACUUUCCUCAAGGAGGUGUGGCUCGUGGUGGAGCUUCUUCCUACGGAGGAUUCGAUCUACAAAGCUCCAUGAGAGUUCAUCAUCACCACAACUCUCAACAGCUUCACGAAGGUCUCCCCUUUACUAUGGCCACAGCUCAAGCCUGUGAUCAUCAUCACAACAACAUCCCCAUCACCGAGCAACAAAGAGAAAAGAACAACUCAGUGAGUGAUGAUGAUGAAGAGGAAGUUGGUGGUGAAAAGUCAACCAAAGGCUCUCCAUGGCAACGAGUGAAGUGGACUGAUAAGAUGGUGAAGCUAUUGAUAACCGCUGUGUCUUAUAUAGGCGAUGAUUCGAGUAUGGAUACUGGUAGUAGAAGAAAGUUUGCUGCUUUACAGAAAAAGGGAAAGUGGAAGUCUGUUUCAAAAGUUAUGUCUGAGAGAGGCUACCAUGUUUCUCCUCAGCAGUGUGAGGAUAAGUUUAAUGAUUUGAAUAAACGGUAUAAGAAGCUUAAUGAUAUGCUUGGGAGAGGGACUUGUUGUCAGGUUGUUGAGAAUCCACAGCUUUUGGAUUCUAUUGGGUACUUGAAUGAUAAAGAGAAGGAUGAUGUUAGAAAGAUUAUGAGUUCUAAGCAGUUAUUCUAUGAGGAGAUGUGUUCUUAUCAUAAUGGGAAUAGGUUGCAUUUGCCUCAUGAUUUUGCUUUGCAGCGUUCGUUGAAGCUGGCGCUUAGGAACAGAGAUGAUGGUGAUAAUCAUCAUCAAGUUGAGGAUGUUGAUGAUGAUGAUGGGGAAGGUGAUGAGGGUGAUGAGUAUGAGGAGCAGCAUGGGGGUUGUAGGGGAGUUCAUUAUGGAGGUGGUGGUGGUGGUCCUUUGAAGAAGGCUAGACAGAGUCAUAGCCAUGAAGAUGUUGACCAUUCUCUGGAAUGUAAUAAGCUCUCUCUGGCUCAAAUGCCGUUUCCUCAAGGUGGGGAAGAGGGUGAGAGAUCAGCUUUGAUGCAGAAGCAGUGGAUUGAGUCUCGGACUCUUCAGUUAGAAGAGCAGAAGCUUCAGAUCCAAGUUGAGUUGCUGGAAUUGGAGAAACAGAGAUUCAGGUGGGAGAGGUUUAGUAAGAAAAGGGAUCAGGAACUGGAGAGAAUGAGGAUGGAGAAUGAGAGAAUGAAGCUUGAGAAUGAUAGGAUGGGAUUGGAGUUGAAACAAAGGGAAUUGGGUGUUGAGUUGUAGCAAAACUGUCUUCACUUCUCUUUAUUGGUAUAUAUAAGUUUGCUGAUGAUGGACUCGUUUAUGCUGUUGUAAGCUUGAUUUGAAAUGAUCUCGAGACUUUGAUGUGAGAGAUCAUGUGUAUGCAUCUGUGAUGGAGGUAGUGGUCAAUACUAGCAGUUCUCCCAGGCUUUGCCUUAACUUCUCAACUGGUUUUUUUCAUCAUUUUGCUGUAUUAUUCUUGAUAAGUCAAAGAUUCAGAAUGUAACAAAUGUCUGUCUCAUAUUCUAUUUCAAAAACAUGGAUUUUUCAAUUUUGAAACCAACUCAACUUCUUGGUCUGUAACUUCUGUGUAAACGUCUUUGGCUUGCUCUGCUUCAUGCACCUGUGAA
Molecule: messenger RNA, 1670 nt
Organism: Eruca vesicaria subsp. sativa (arugula)
Lineage: Eukaryota; Viridiplantae; Streptophyta; Magnoliopsida; Brassicales; Brassicaceae
Source: the annotation of a GenBank genome assembly